GCAGCAGGGGCAAUAAACAGCACAGAUAAGCCAGGGAUACUGUGUUUGAACACACUUCACCAAACUUGAGUUUCUGUUUCGAGGAGCACACCUGCUCUGGGUUUUAGCUGCAUGGAUGUUUUCAACCGUGUCUGGUCCACAAGCCAAGGCCUCGCUGCACCUGAGCAUGCACUCUGUGGCGUAGACUCGUUUUUGAUUUAGGUCGGACAAAGACGUACAUCGUCAUGAUAAAAGUAGAUCUGAGGUCGCUCACCCAGCCGGUGGGCAUCAUCCGAAUAAUAGCGGCCUUCCUCACCUGUACCACAUUCAGUCUGGUGGCCAAGGCGGGCUACCAAACUUUGUCCUACUGGGCCUGGUGUAUGUUCACCUGGUGUUUCUGCUUCUUCUUCACACUUCUCAUUGUCGUCCUGGAGUUUACCACCUUCAAUGGAAAACUGCCUUUUUCCUGGGAGGACUUCACUGCUGCGUUUGCUAUGCUGGCGAGCCUCAUGUGCUUGAUCAGCUCCAUCAUCUAUCCCACCUUUUUCACCUGCCCUACCUGUGACUACCAGAUUGCUGCGUCAGUGCUGUCCUGGGUCUGUUUUGGAUUGUAUGUGGGCGAGGUCGUCCUCACACGUCGCCAACCAACUGGACAAAACAGUGGGUUUCUCUCCACGUUGUCGGGCAUCAUGAAGAUGCUGGAGACGUUCCUGGCCUGUCUCAUCUUUGUGAGUUUGGAAACAAAACAGUACAGUGGGGUCCCGGGAUUACAGUGGUGUGUGGCUGUGUACUCGCUGUGUUUUAUCUUCUCCAUCGCCAUUAUCCUGCUCACUCUCGGACAGGUAACCUCCCUUUCCCCAGUUUCCUUUGACAAGAUUGUGGUCGCCUACAAUAUUGUUGCAACAGUGAUGUAUGUCACAGCCAUGGUCAUCUGGCCUCUUUAUGGUUUCAAAAAAAGCGGCACCAGACCCAGCAACUGUGAACGUUACUGCUGGUGGGACAAACUGGUGGUGGUGACCUUUAUGACAAUUUUCAACUUUGUUAUCUACACGCUGGACACUAUCUACUCCAUAUACCUUGUGUUCUUUGUAAGUAAUCAGUAAGACUGGUCAAGGGAGGUUUGAUACAUGUUGGAGUUAUAAAUAUAAAGGGAAAAAAAAGCAUAUUCUACAAAUGUUCGUUUGAGUUGUCCGUUCCUGGUAUCGAAACAAAGCAGUAUUUUAGUUAAUGGUUAGUUAAACUACCAUUGUCAUAACAGUAAAGUUCACCCUGAUGGAACUUUGGAUACUAAUUUACAGACUGCAGGUAACAAUGAAAAUAUAGUUCCCCACCUCAGACUUCAUUAAAUAUAUAUUUCUGACCAUUACGCUAAUAAAAUCUUAUAUUUCUGUAAUAACAAGAUGUGUUUUUCACGAAAAGUGUUGUGUAAUGUGUUUUUUAAAUGAACCAUGUUAAAGUAUGUCAAAUGAAUGAGUGAGUGAGUGAUCCUUAUUUAACUAAAGCAAACAUUUUUAGUGUACUCAGUUUGAUUCCAGUUAAGACACAGAGGAUAAAACAUGAUCCCACUAAUGCAAUGUCCUUAUGUGGGCAACAAGCUGCAACCAUGAAAUUAAAAAGCUGAGCCUUACCUAGUUUUUUGGCUCUGUUGCAAAGUUUUCCUUGAAAUGAAACAUGUUGAAGCAAUCAAAGGCGAUUUUAAACAACUGUUGCUUUUGGGUCUUUUUUGGGUCUGUCGAACGACAAAAAUGUUUAAUUAAUAAUAGGACAAACUGACAUUCCUAAUGUGAUGUAAAAAUGCUUUUUUUAGUACAUAUUAUUAGGAAAGACAGACAGCAGGUGGAUGUAUGUGUUCUGAAAAUGUUCUCACUAACUGACUGAUCCAAGUGAUGGAAUAUUCAAAUGGAAACAAAUUCCAAAGUGGGUGGAUUUUAGUCAUCAAAAGAGUAGUUUUCAAGAAAAGAGGAGAAGAGAGGGAGGGGGGGGGCAGUAGAGGAGAGAAGGAAUUCACAAUAUAAAAAAAUGAUGUGUGGGAAAAGUGAUUCCUGCAGUCCUUCCUGCAGAGGCAGCUUGUCCGUCAGGUGUUGUGUUCCCUGCUGCCUGUUUAACCUCUUUCUUUCUCACCUAAUCAGUGGACACCACUUCCUUUCUUUUAAAACUGGGGAAUUUGAGAGCAUGUCACCCUCGUGUCACCUGUAAUCCUGCAGCCAUUGUGUUGACUGAUGAACCAAUCUGUGUGAGUGAACUCAAGUCAAACAGAAUACGUCAAGCGCGAAAGUAUGUUCCUCUUUUCUUAAGUCAACCAGACAGCAAGGCAGAAGUUCAGUGGUGGAAUACUAAAAUAAAGGAUCUGGGUUUGAUUGGGUUGGAUACGGUCUACAAGAAGAAAUAAAACUAAAUUACAUGUUGUAUGAGUCCUUUUUCUUCGACCACUCCUCAUAAAUAAAAACUGAUUUAGAAAAGUAUUCUUCAAACCAAUUGUUCUAUUGUUCGGAGAGUAGAGGUUUAGGUGUCAAGACGGCUAUAAAGGGAGCAACAACAAACACAUGGUUAAUGGAUUUUGGCUCCUCGCUUUGUGGCACAUGAAGGUAACAUCGAAAAAAUUAAGGGAUCAACAGAAAUGACUGUGCAAAAAGGCAAAAGGUAAAAAGUAAUCUGCUAAAAGUGUUUUCUUUAUUUCAGUACUCAGUAUCAGUAGGCUUUGUGUUUCUAAUGCCACCAGCGAGUGGUGCUAAAGAAACUACAACUGUUCAAGUUGGAAAUUGAACCGUCAACACUCUUUGACCAAUUGUUAACUCUAACUUAUGUCCAUACUGAAUUACACACUGAAAUGACGUGAACCGGAAAAGGUGAGUAUACUGUAAACCAGACCUGGGCAAACUAUGGCCCGUGGGCCAGAUACAGUCCGCUGGGCUUUUAGAAUUGGCCCACCAAACACUGGUUCAAGGUACAAUAAAGACCGAUGUCGAUCUUUCUGUUUCACCCAUUUCAACAAAUCAACUUUUGCUGAUGCCACUAAAUAGCACAAGACAUCUGAUGUGGCAAAUUAUUUAUCAUUUAUGAUAUUUAUAUUUAUUUAUGAUAAGUUUUAGGAUUUUUUUCUUGUACAUUAUAUAUAAAUUAUUG
Cynoglossus semilaevis (tongue sole) is the source of this 3102-nucleotide messenger RNA. Its product is annotated as myeloid-associated differentiation marker homolog. The coding region runs from base 225 to 1082 and encodes 285 amino acids. The transcript has a single exon. Gene Ontology annotation, cellular component: membrane. NCBI's taxonomy places the organism in Eukaryota, Metazoa, Chordata, Actinopteri, Pleuronectiformes, Cynoglossidae. The record is from RefSeq and is a predicted model, not a curated record.